UGUUGUCCAACUGGUUACGACGAUAUCAACGUCUGUGCAAACUUUUGCAACAUAGACGUUAAUGAGCAAUCCGAGAAUCGGUCGUGUGGUGAUGUGUGUUUAUAUGAUGGGGACGAUGAAGAUCGAUGGGUACGGUUGUCAGUGCAAAAACAGAUCAUUUGGUCACUGCUGUGAACAACUAUUAUCGGGAUGUGCACCGUUUCCCACAGACGUUAUAUUUGUGUUGGAUUCAUCAAUUAGUCAGUCUGUUGAACAGUUUGGCCAUCAACUGGACUUUGUAUUGCAAUUUAUUGACCACGUAAACAUCAGUACAGAAGAAUUUCAGAUCGCAAUAAUUACGUUUUCGUUUGACGCAAAAGUGGAAAUAACUUUCAAUCAGUCUUCAAAUAAAGACAGUCUCAUAAAUUUAAUAAAUAAAAUCCAAUUUCGACCUGGGGCUACAUUUACUGAUAAAGGAUUAAGUUUAGCAUUAGAAGUUGCAAGACAGAGUGAAAGACGUGAAGGAAUGGUCACACUAACGUAUGCAUUUGUUCUAACCGAUGGUAUGUCAACCAAACGAGAUGACACACGCAUUGCUGCAAAGGCAUUAAGGGAUGCCAACGUUCGCGUUAUUGCAAUAGGCAUUGGAAGGGAAGUGUCUCACCAAGAAUUGAUAGAUAUUGCAUCACCGGGAGACCAGUACAGUCCGUCCUACGUUUUCUCUGUCGGAGAUUUUAAUGCCCUGUAUGCUUUACUAAAACAAGCUUUACUGGACGUCAAGGAGCUAGAAAAAUUUCUUGUCGUGCUUUCAAAUGGACAAUAUGAAGAUCCGAGUUCUAUAAAAGAUGAAAUGGCUAGAUUUUAUGACGAAGUUGAUGUAAAAGUUUUUGUAGUUGGUGUAGGACCCGAUGUUAAUAUGGAUGGUCUACUGUCUUUGGCUAAAGAAGCUAGUCAAGUAUUUGUGACAAAAGACGGCAUUGAGAACUCAAAAACUUAUAGUCAUGCAGUCAGAAUUUACGUACAAUUAUUAUCGGGAUGUGCACCGUUUCCCACAGACGUUAUAUUUGUGUUGGAUUCAUCAAUUAGUCAGUCUGUUGAACAGUUUGGCCAUCAACUGGACUUUGUAUUGCAAUUUAUUGACCACGUAAACAUCAGUACAGAAGAAUUUCAGAUCGCAAUAAUUACGUUUUCGUUUGACGCAAAAGUGGAAAUAACUUUCAAUCAGUCUUCAAAUAAAGACAGUCUCAUAAAUUUAAUAAAUAAAAUCCAAUUUCGACCUGGGGCUACAUUUACUGAUAAAGGAUUAAGUUUAGCAUUAGAAGUUGCAAGACAGAGUGAAAGACGUGAAGGAAUGGUCACACUAACGUAUGCAUUUGUUCUAACCGAUGGUAUGUCAACCAAACGAGAUGACACACGCAUUGCUGCAAAGGCAUUAAGGGAUGCCAACGUUCGCGUUAUUGCAAUAGGCAUUGGAAGGGAAGUGUCUCACCAAGAAUUGAUAGAUAUUGCAUCACCGGGAGACCAGUACAGUCCGUCCUACGUUUUCUCUGUCGGAGAUUUUAAUGCCCUGUAUGCUUUACUAAAACAGCUUGUUGACAUAACUUGUGAUGACUGUACCGCUUUAAGUCACUUUUCUGAUAUCGUGUUUCUUCUUGAUGAGGGUAAUGACAUGACGGAAAAUAAGUUUGAAAUAUCGGUUGAUGUGAUGAAGUCUAUCGUGGAGAAUACUGAUAAUAUUGGCGGGUAUGAAGGUGCCACAUUUGCUUUACUCCAACUCAGAAACUCGCUAAAGUAUGUAAUCAGGCAGUCAAGCGGCCAUUCAAAAAGUGACAUUAUUCUUCAGCUUCAAAUUUUAAGUCGGAUGAGAAAUGAUGUUUGCAGCAAAGAUGAUCAAUGCGAGGAAAUAAAUAUCACAACAGCUAUUAAUGAAACAUUUCACAAUCUUUACAAUAGUACUGGACGUCAAGGAGCUAGAAAAUUUCUUGUCGUGCUUUCAAAUGGACAAUAUGAAGAUCCGAGUUCUAUAAAAGAUGAAAUGGCUAGAUUUUAUGACGAAGUUGAUGUAAAAGUUUUUGUAGUUGGUGUAGGACCCGAUGUUAAUAUGGAUGGUCUACUGUCUUUGGCUAAAGAAGCUAGUCAAGUAUUUGUGACAAAAGACGGCAUUGAGAACUCAAAACUUAUAGUCAUGCAGUCAGAAUUUACGUACAAUGUAUGCAAAUAAACGUUGGUUAUAUUGAAAAUAUUUGAAACGAUCAGCGUGUUUAUAGUCAUAUAGACAGAUUCGCGUACAAUAUAUGUAUUUAAACAUUGGUUAUAUUGAAACUGUUUGAAAAGAUGGGCGCAUUUAUAUAUUCAUUCAGUCAGGAUUCACAUACAAAGUAAUGCAAUCAUACUUAUGAGUUUGGAGUGAUGAAUUUAUUGCAGGACUCGAGUACUCAAGUUCUCGUAAGUACUGGGACGAUUUAUAAGUCGAUGACCACACCAUAUACUAAACUAUAAUAUUAUGUUGUUAUUUAUACUAUAAUAAUAUUAUAUUAUGAUAUUAUAUAUUGAUAACAAAAGUAAUGAUAAAAAUAGAAUAAGCGAUGCUAUUCAUAUAUCCAGGGCGAGGCACACAUUUUAAACUCUAGGCAGCUUAUUAGAAUUUAGAGUUGGUUUUUGCACACUGACUGAAUUUAUUCUGAUUUUUAGUUGACAAGGUAUUUUUCUAAUAGGCGAAAACUUUUCACAGAGAUCCCAGAAGAAGGGGUUCUCCAACGAUGUCUGUGGUAAUUCAUUGCCCACAAUCAACGUGAGUACAGCAUAAGUAAUUAGUGUUGACAUGAGUUAUGACUGCAAAAACUUUCCGUUUUGUUGAAAUAAAUUGACACUUUUGCCUUUUUUUAAAAAUAAAAUUUCUGUUAUGAAUGUUGAAUGUUAUUGUGUACUGAUAUAACAUACAGGUAACUUUUAAUGGUUGGAAGAAAAUA
Ruditapes philippinarum (Manila clam) is the source of this 2948-nucleotide messenger RNA. RefSeq names its product collagen alpha-6(VI) chain-like. Bases 62 to 2200 code for a protein of 712 amino acids. The record is from RefSeq and is a predicted model, not a curated record. The transcript is spliced from 6 exons. Lineage: Eukaryota; Metazoa; Mollusca; Bivalvia; Venerida; Veneridae.